ACACACACACACAGUGUGUGAGUCAGUGUGGCAGGGUUUCUUCGACAGCGUUACCACCCUGCAUGCACCUCGACUAAACACAAUCCCAGCAGGUUUUCAGACAGCGGUCGCGGAUUGUUGGAGUUCAUUUGUGUGAGCGAGUUUUCGAUGUUGUUGCUUUUUUAUUAAGCAAAGCUGUGAGACCUUACAGGACGGAGGACAGACUGCGCUCAACACCAUGGCUGCCACUCUCACCAUGCUCCUGUUCCAUUACAUCGUCACUUUGUCAGUGUUGGGAUCAGCCUCUGAGCAAGUCCUCCCCCAGUCACACCCACACCUCACAGGCUGUGUCUCUGCCAACAUGGAGACUUUCCGCUGCAGAUGGAAUGUCGGCAAUUCCCAGAGCCUCUCCGAGCCGGGAGAUCUACGCUUGUUCUACAAUCACAACAAACCUCCCCCAGCUUCUAUGAAAGGCUGGACCGAGUGUCCUCAAUACAGCACCGACAGGCCCAACGAGUGCUUUUUCAAUGAGAACCACACAGUUAUCUGGACUUAUUACCAUGUCCAGCUGCGCUCCAGGGACCAAGCUACCCUCUACGAUGAGAACCUCUUCCAUGUUCAAGACAUCGUGCAGCCCGAUCCCCCGUUCGGCCUAAACUGGACGCUGCUCAAUGUGAGUGUGACCGGCACUUACUAUGACAUCAUGCUGAGCUGGAAGCCGCCUCAGUCUGCAGACGUGGAGACGGGCUGGAUGACGCUGCAGUACGAGGUCCAGCACCGCAAUGUAAACUCCGACAAGUGGGAAACGGUCGACCUUGUGAAAAGCACACAUCGCUCCUUAUUUGGGUUUCAAACUAACAUGAAUCACGAGGUUCGGAUCCGCUGCAAAAUGUUCGGUGGGAGAGACUUUGGAGAGUUCAGCGACUCUGUGUUUGUUCACGUUCCGUCGAAAGUGUCCAGAUUCCCAGUAGUGGCCCUGCUCAUCUUUGGAGCCUUGUGUCUGCUGACCAUCCUGAUGUUGGUCAUCAUAUCACAGCAAGAAAAGUUGAUGGUUAUUCUUUUGCCUCCUGUACCUGGACCUAAAAUAAAAGGAAUUGACCCUGAGCUACUCAAGAAAGGGAAGCUGAGGGAGCUGACCUCCAUCCUGGGCGGCCCCCCUGAUCUCAGACCGGAGCUGUACAACAGUGACCCCUGGGUGGAGUUCAUUGAUCUGGACAUCGAGGAGCAGAGCGACAGACUGACAGACCUGGACACGGAUUGUCUCAUGGAGCGCUCCCUGUCCUUCAACUGCUCUCCCCUCUCCAUCGGCUUCAGAGACGACGACUCGGGCCGGGCCAGCUGCUGUGACCCAGACCUCCCCAGCGACCCCGAACCGUCCCCUUUCCUUCCUCUCAUCCCAAAUCUGGCCCUCAGUAAGGAACUGGCGUGUCCCACUGCCUGUGAGCCAAGCUCCCCGGUCCAGAGCCCCGCGGCUGGGGAGCCUCCUUUUGUAGCGCCGGACCUGUACACCCAGGUCACUGAGGUGAGGUCUUCUGGCAAGGUGCUGCUGUCACCUGAGGAAAAGACCGAGGUGGAGACAAUCACAAGCAAGGACGCGGAGAAAGACAUCAUGGCGGAGAAAGAGAAGGAAAAGAAAGAAUUUCAGCUCAUGGUGGUGAAUCCAGAUCAUGGAGGUUACACCUCGGAGCUCAACGCGGGGAAAAUGAGCCCAAGAUUGUCCUCAGGAGACAUGAGUGAGCCCUGCCAGACCGGAGGAGUCUCAUGUUCUCCACCGUCCCUGUCCCCUUACCAAGAAUCAGACAUCGUGUCCCCUCUCUGCCCUGCUCCCGUCUACACUGUGGUCGAAGGCGUUGACAGGCAGAACAGCCUCUUACUCACACCAAACUCGACACCUGCCCCCCAGCUGAUAAUCCCCAAAAUCAUGCCGACACCAGAUGGGUACCUGACCCCCGACCUUUUGGGAAGCGUCACACCAUAGAUCAGCGGUGAACUGUGCAAAGUUAAGACUGUUCAAUCAAAGGCACAGAUAAGCUGGGAACGAGCUCGGGAUUGACUGUUGAGGGUCCCAGGGUUGAGUGUUUAAUAUCAGGUCUCCUAAACUAGUUGGGAGGUAUCUGUGGAUGUGGUGCCACCUCCUUGUACCUCCUCUGCUCCUUCCGACGGGGCUGUUAAGGGUUAGUUAGAUGUUUGGUCUCAGGGAGGAAGAGCAUAAGCGUUGUGUGUUUUACUGCAGUUGUGGAAUGGAAGAAGAGAAACUCUAUCUUUCAUCUGGAGUCGUUUUUCUGUCCAGUUAAAGAAAGUUAGUCCAAUAUUUAGUCUCCCUUGUCCCUGGUAACCUGUUCUGGGUUGCAUAAAACCACUCAGCUGCCCUUUUCAUCUCAGGACGCCUUAGAAAAAGAAUAAUGAAAAAGAAUGCACUUCACUAUGUGAAGGACGUACGCCAGGCAAACUGGAUGAGGUGAAUCACAACUCUGAAAACCUUACAAAAAUUGAAAAAGAAACCUGAACCCUCCAGUACAUAGCGGGCUUUUCAGUACAAAGAGCGAGAUCGCACCGUAACGUCAUAGCAGAUGAUAUUGUCUAUUCAACAACCACUAACACUGUGUCAGCCACUGACUGUUAACAACCUUAUCAACGACAUAAACGAGCUGAAAGAUGCUCACUGUACUUAUCUUUCUGAUAUGUCUGCUGGUCAUUGACUUCAGUGCACAACAGACUCCUCGUCUGAGUCUGGAGGCUCGCCGUUGUUCCCUCUAAAGAAGAAAAUACAGUUGUGUGCAAAAGCUUGGGCACCCAUGACAAUUUUUAUUAUUUUCAUUUAUAAAUCAUUGGGUGUUUGGAUCAGCAACUUAACUGAUCUAUCAAAUAGGAUUGAUAGAAUUUUCAACUCGAUACCGAUACUCAGGAAAAUAUUCGAUACCAUUUUCGAUACCACAAGGAUAAAAACAAAGACCCCAAAAUUUAACAGAAAUAUUUUUAUUAACAAGAAAAAUGCAACAUUUAAAAAUUAACAGAACCACAGGUUAAAUAUUUAUCAUAAAAAAACAGUUGUGCAAGAAGAAACUGCAACUAUGAUAACAAGCUUCAGAUACUCUAUACUUUUGAAAAUGAGUAUUGUAUCCGGAUACAACGUUUUAGUAUGGAUACUUUUUUGAGUAUGGAUACUUUUUUGAAUAUCAAUAGUUUUGACAACCCUACUAUCAAAUAACUGAUGGACACAGCAAUAUUUCAGUAGUGAAAUUAGGUUUUGAUGGAUUAACAGAAGAUUUACAAUAGGCAUCAAAACAAAAUAAGACAUAAAAAAGGUGCAAAAACGUGGGCACACCACAUUGUAAGGUUAAUGUUUGUACUAGGAACUACGUAGCUUGCUAGACAAAUGUUAAUAUCACAAGUCACAUAUCUUCCAAACAUUCUCACACUGAUAUGUUUGGGGUUUUUUUAACUGACAAAUUAGGAGAUUUACUUUGUUUGACACAUUUCUCAAUCUCAGCAACAGACUCUUGCAGCACAAAAGCAGCAUUAACUACCAUUUGUGAACUAUUUUUCUGAAUAUUAAAUGUUGCUAUUACAUUUACUAUUGACAUUUACUACGCUUUUUUUUGUAGUAAAGUAGCAUAUUAACUUGGAUCAUGUUAUGUAACAUAUCGAUUUUUGUCUUUUUUUUGUAUCGUCUUAGUUGUCCAGUUGGAGAAGCUACACUGUAAAUAAUCGCUGUGAAAUCUACAGUCAUUUACUGAUUUUUACAGUAUAGUGCUGUAUAAUUUACAUAAAAAUUGGUCCUUGUGACAAAAUCACAGAAGUUAAAACAUUACUGUAGAAAUUACUUGCAAUUACUAGUUAUUUCUAUAAAAAGUAAUGAUGGAAUUAUUACCAAAUUAACAGCAUUGUUUACUGUGCCAUAUUACCAUAUACAGUACCAUUAAAAAUCACAGUGUUAAACUGUUUUUUAUUCUUACAGUAAACAAAUCAGUACUGCAAACACAACUAAAAAUCAGUGUUUCAUUUUUUUUAUUUUACAGUAAAGAAACCAGUAUUGUUAAUAAAACUAAAAUCAAUGUUUAAUGUUUUUUUUAUUUUACAGCAUAAAAAAACAGUACUGUAAAUAAAAAAUACAGUAGUUCUACUGUAAAUAAUAAUUACAGUAAGUUACUUACUAAUUGCUGCAAAUAAGUUACUGUAAAAAUCACAGUAAAUUCUUUACAGUGUAGCAAAAGCUGACAGCAACGCUGUCGAGUAACGUAAAAGGAUGUGAGUGAAGCGUAACUAUGGUAACUGUGCACAUGUGCUGACAGUAACUACCGUGAAAGCCCCAGUCUAAAAACUUAGACAAGAAACGAUCUAAGCGCCUUUCUGAACCUCUUAGCUUAGGGAAAUAUUUUUUCUAAAGGGACAAAUUUAAGUGUUAAAUUAAAGUAGUUAUGCAACCGGUAGUAGUCAUUUCAUAGAAUGUAAAUAGAAGAAUAACUCUCUUUAAAUAAAAGUUAUUUUACUGUCACAUGCUUCAGUCCUUUAUUUUGUACAUAUCAAAAGCUUUAUUUUUAAGCUUAAAAUUAGGUCAUAUGUCAUUGAUAUUCUCUGUGAAAGAGCAUGUGCCCUCUUUUUAUAAAUUCAAUAUUUUUUAUGCUUUUCAUAAUGUUUUUAUUCCUUUACAGGCUUUUAGACAAAUAUUCCCACAAGGAAAAUGUUACUAAGCCAAUAACAUACUUGGUGUCAUUGGGGUUCAUAUAUAAUGUUGUUGUGAACACACAAACUACCAAAAAAGUGAAAUAAAGCAUGAGCUGUACAGUACGUAUGUAAAAGGGUAAACUGGAGCAAAGGGUUUGUUUUUUUAUUUGUGUAUUUGUUUCUGAACGCUGAAAUGUUUUUAGAGCUGACAGCCAAAAUUAUUUGGUUUGUUACUCUUAUGUCCAGUCAGUAUUUCUUCUUGGGUGCAUGGACUGUAAGAUUUUUUAUUUUUUAGUUGGUUCCUGGUUGACAAUGUAUUUUAUGCUAAUUAAAAGUUUGGGGAACAUGGUCAUCAGUGUUGAAAUUGUACAGUUAUUGCAUUUUAACUGUUACAGUCAGUCUUAACUGUUGUAACAAGUGUUACAAAUAAACAACUUUCAUAAUUUU
Centropristis striata (black sea bass) is the source of this 5091-nucleotide messenger RNA. It is a transcript of the gene ghrb, whose product is annotated as growth hormone receptor b. NCBI's taxonomy places the organism in Eukaryota, Metazoa, Chordata, Actinopteri, Perciformes, Serranidae. The record is from RefSeq and is a predicted model, not a curated record. Gene Ontology annotation, molecular function: protein binding. Bases 218 to 1957 code for a protein of 579 amino acids. The transcript is spliced from 9 exons.